AUGUGGCAAAACGCAAACUCGGUUCUAUCGAUAAUUACAAAUACUUAUGAGAAUACAUAGGUAGUUGAUUGUUUGAAUAAGAAACAUCAAGCAUAAAAUUUGAUAGAGGAAGAAACAAGAAAUACUUAUAGUGAAGAUGAAGAUUUCAAUUAAUAAGAUAAAGGUAUAAUUAAUAUUAACAAAAAAAGAAUUUGAUCCUAAUUAAUGGAGUCUAAGAAAUUUUGAAAUGGGUAGAUAUUUAGGAAAUGGUAAAUUUGGUCAUGUUUAUUUAGCGAGGUAAAUGAUAAUUUUAUAUCAUAAUAGGGAGCGUGAAAGUAAAUUUAUUUUAGCUUUGAAAGUAAUAAGCAAAAGAUAAUUAAAUCUCUGUUAAUUAACAGGAUCUCUGACUAGAGAAGUUGAAAUACUGACACAUCUUAAACAUCCUAAUAUUAUUAAUUUUUAUGGUUUUUUUUAAACAGAAAAACGUGUAUAUUUAAUGUUAGAAUGGGCACCUUUGGGUGAUUUGUAUGGUUUAAUGAAAAAGUAAUAGAAUAAGAGAUUCAAUGAAAAAAUGGCAUCAAUUAUAAUAAAAUAAAUAACAUUGGCAAUAGGAUAUAUGCAUUAAAUGAAUGUAAUUCAUAGAGAUUUAAAACCUGAAAAUAUUUUAUGUUUUAACGAUGAUAUAUUUAAGAUAUCAGAUUUUGGUUGGAGUGUUCAUACUCCAUCAAAUAGAAGAAAGACUUUAUGUGGUACUUUGGAUUACUUAUGUCCAGAGAUGAUUAAUUAUCAAACUCAUGAUAAUAGAGUGGAUGUAUGGACAAUAGGAGUAUUGGCAUAUGAAUUAGUAGUAGGUAAUUUAGAAGAUUAAGAAUAGGGAGACCUCCAUUUGAAUCACAUAAUGAGAAUGAUACGAAGAGGAAGAUUUAGUAUUUGUAAUAUACAUUCCCUUCAUGGAGUAGUAAGGAUUUCUAGAAUUUUGUGAAAGGUAUCCUUUAACAUGAUUGUAAUAAGAGACCUACUAUAUAAUAAAUUAUCAGUCAUCCUUGGAUUGCUUAAUGA
Messenger RNA from Paramecium sonneborni, 1038 nucleotides. The record is from the annotation of a GenBank genome assembly. NCBI's taxonomy places the organism in Eukaryota, Ciliophora, Oligohymenophorea, Peniculida, Parameciidae.